Molecule: messenger RNA, 1532 nt
Organism: Siniperca chuatsi (mandarin fish)
Lineage: Eukaryota; Metazoa; Chordata; Actinopteri; Centrarchiformes; Sinipercidae
Gene: mis18a
Product: MIS18 kinetochore protein A
Exons: 5
Coding region: 79-675 (198 amino acids)
Biological process (GO): CENP-A containing chromatin assembly; chromosome segregation
Cellular component (GO): chromatin; chromosome, centromeric region; nucleus
Source: RefSeq, a predicted model, not a curated record
UACUUCAGGGAUCUCCACUACUGUCAACCACCCGCGUAAGUUCGAUGCAAGCAGCUUGUUUGGGAGAAGCUAGUAGAAAUGGCGGCGAGAGAAAAGUCGUUGAAACACCGACAGAAAAGCGAAAAUACCACGUUUGAAGCGUCCAGUAUAGACUCCACCGCCGUCGAAGAAAAGUUGUUUGGCCAAGCAGAAGAGGACGACGGACCUGUGGUCUUCAUCUGCGGGAAGUGCAAGUUGCCUGUUGGGGAUUCACUGUCCUGGGAUGGAAGUGAAGACGGCCAAAACCAAAUAAGAUUGAAGCGGGUCACUGACAACGUCUUGGUUGGAAAGGACAAUCGCCUGUAUGAAGUGAGCAAACGAUCUCUCUGUCUGAUUGUGGAUCUAGUCUGUCGAGGCUGCCACUCUGUGCUCGGCAUGGUUUACGCAUCCACACCUAAGAACCUGGACCACAAGAGAUUUACAUUCUGUUUCAAUGUAGCAGACAUCGACAGCUAUGUGCUUGGCUCUGCAAGCCAGAUGUUGGCAGCAGAGGGCCCCAAAGAGCAGCCAGUCACACUGGAGUACAGAGGCAUUGUUGAACAACAGCUGACAGAGAUGAAAAUGCUGGUCAUGUCCAUGGCGCAGAGGCUGGAAGAGAUCGAAGCUGGCCUUCAGGAGGGAUGUGAUGAGGCAUGACAGUGAUGGACAUCAACCUGUCUGAGUGGGUGCUUUGUCCAGGUGUUUGUCUAGGUGGAUUUAAUCACUCCUCGCAGCUACCUUUGAACAUUAAUGCUUCCUCCUCUAAGUUUCAUCUCAACCACAUUCCCUCAGUAACAUGUUUUGCGCUAGCCAUACCUUGUGCACAAACACCUACACACACACACACACACACACACAGCUUCCACUCCGCUUUGUCCUGAUUACCAUUGGUGAAACAAAGACUGUCUGCACAUGUAAUCAAUCAUGUUGUCAGCUCGGCUCCUGUGGCUCACAGCACCAUCUUCUCUGUCUGUCUCAGAGUGCAGAGUGAAUGUACACUGUGAGCAGAGUGUUUAUCUGUGCAGGAUUUCAUCAGGCAGGCUGCGCACUCAGCACAAUGCCGUAUUGAUCUGGCCACCCGAGGCCACACGCACACUUUUUCUUUGUUCUCUUCGUCAAGCAUGGAGCCGUGAAGGAUUGCUGGAUAUUUGCUUUUCAUUGCCUUGUUGUGGCCAGAAGUGAACAACAUUUGAGGAAUUUGUAUUGAAACAAGGUUUUCACCAUUUAAAAAAAAGAAAAAAGAAAAGACACACACACACUUUAAAAUUGUCUACAUCACAGUUGGGCACAUUAUUGGAUCAUUUUUCACUUAGGAAUUAUCUAAACACUGUUCUGUCUUUUUCUCAAAUAUUGCCAGAAGUUUCCAAAAUGGACAACAAUUUGCAUCCAUUAAGCUGUUAUUACACUGACUAAUUAUUAGUUUGUUUAUUUUUGUUUUGUUUGUUCAUUAGUUGUUCAAGCUUGUUUUGUCUCAAGUAUUUUUGUGUAAUAAAGUAUUCAACUGUUUCCAAAAA